AUGAGGGGUGGUGCGGCUAUAAGGGGGGGUGCUGCUAAGAGGGGUGUUGCUGCUAGAAGGGGGAUUGCUGCUGCUAGAAGGGGGAGUGCUGCUGGUAAGAGGGGUGGUGCUGCUGGUAAGAGGGGUGGUGCUGCUGGUAAGAAGGGUGGUGCUGCUAUUAUGAGGGGUGGUGCUGCUAUUAUGAGGGGUGGUGCUGUUACAGGGGGUGGUGCUGCUGCUAUGAGGGGGUAUGACUGGAGGAGAGUGGACAGGGGAGCAGGGGCGGAGGAGAGGGGAGCAAGAGUGAAGGAGAGUGGUGAGGGGGGAGCAGGGGCGAGGGGGAGUGGGGAGUAG
This is a messenger RNA of Closterium sp. NIES-65, 333 nucleotides long. The record is from the annotation of a GenBank genome assembly. NCBI's taxonomy places the organism in Eukaryota, Viridiplantae, Streptophyta, Zygnematophyceae, Desmidiales, Closteriaceae.